GGUUGUCUCAACUUCAGCAGUUCCAUCUCCUGGAGAUACUAGUUGUCUCAGUAGCAGUCUCUGUCAGGCUGUGCCCUGCAGGUACUGCGAGAUCUGAAGGGAGGACACCGGGACAUCUCUGAAGCUGGGAAAUGGAACUGUUGACAUUCAGAGACGUGUCUAUAGAAUUUUCUAUGGAUGAGUGGGACUGCCUGGAUCCUGCUCAGCAGAAUUUGUAUCAGGAUGUCAUGUUAGAGACCUACAGACAUCUGGUCUUCCUUGGGCUUGCUGUCUCUAAGCCAGAGCUUAUCACCUGUCUGGAGCAAAGGAAAGAAGGCUGGAAGGUGAAGACUCACCAGACACUAGUCAAGCACCCAGUUAUAUUUAAUCAUUCUACCCAGAACAAUUCACAAGCGCUGGGCGUGAAUAUGUUAUUACCAGAGAUAAUCCUGAGAAGAUAUGAAAAUGAUACCCCUGAAAAUUUAAACUCAAUAAAAGACUGGGAUAGGGUGUGUGAGUAUAAGCAGCAGAAAGUAUGUUACAAUGGACUAGAUGAAAGUUUAACAGCUACGCAUGGUAAAAUCUACCAAUGCAGUACAUGUUUCAGAGUUGUCAGAAAAUUAUCAAAUGUAAAUAGACAUAAGAUGAUAUAUACCAGGGAAAUAACAUUUGAGUGUAAAAAAUAUGGGAAAGCCUUAAAUCUAUGCUCAAACUUUGAUAAACAUAAGAUAACCCAUUUUCUGGAAAAGCAGUGCAAAUGUAAAGAAUGUUGCAAAGUUUUUCCAUCUUGCUCAAGACUGUCUAAGCACAGGGGACUUCAUACUGCAGAGAAAAUCUCCCAUUGUGACAAGUGUCUUAGCCAUAGCUCAAAAUAUGCUAACUAUAAGACAAUUUAUAAUGUAGAGAAACCCUACACGUGUAAAGAAUGUGGCAAAGCCUUCAACAAUUACUCAAACCUUUCUAUACAUGAAAGAAUUCAUUCUGCAGAGAAAUACUUCAAAUGUGAGGAAUGUAGCAAGUCCUUUAACCAGUCCUCACACCUUUCUCCACAUCAAACAAUUAACUCUGUGGAGAAACCCUACAAAUGUCAAAAAUGUGGCAAAGCCUUUAACAAGUACGCAACCCUUUCUGUACAUCAAAGAUUUCAUACCAGAGAGAAACCCUACAAAUGUGAAGAAUGCGACAAAACCUUUAAACAGUAUUCACACCAUUCUGUACAUCAAAGAAUUCAUUCUGGAAAGAAACCCUACCAAUGUGAAGAAUGUGGCAAAGCCUUUAACCGGUACUCAACCCUUUCUGUACAUAAAAAAAUUCAUUCUGGAGGGAAACUCUAUAAAUGUGAAGAAUGUGGAAAAGCCUUUCACGAUUCCUCAACCCUUUCUGUACAUAAAAGAAUUCAUUCUGGAGAGAAACCUUACAAAUGUGAAGAAUGUGGGAAAGCCUUUAACCAGUAUUCACACCUUUCUGUACAUAAAAGAAUUCAUUCUGGAGAGAAACCCUACAAAUGUGAAGAAUGUGGCAAAGCCUUUAAGGAUUCCUCAACCUUUUCUCUACAUAAAAGAAUUCAUUCUGGAGAGAAACCUUACAAAUGUGAAGAAUGUGGAAAAGCCUUUAACCGGUACUCUAACCUUUCUGUACAUAAAAGAAUUCAUUCUGGAGAGAAACCCUACAAAUGUGAAGAAUGUGGAAAAGCCUUUCAUGAUUCCUCAACCUUUUCUGUACAUAAAAGAAUUCAUUCUGGAGAGAAACCCUACAAAUGUGAAGAAUGUGGAAAAGCCUUUAACCAGCAUUCACACCUUUCUGUACAUAAAAGAAUUCAUUCUGGAGAGAAACCCUACAAAUGCGAAGAAUGUGGAAAAGCCUUUAAGUGGUACUCAGCCUUUUCUAUACAUAAAAGAAUUCAUUCUGGAGAGCAACCCUACAAAUGUGAAGAAUGUGGAAAAGCCUUUAAAUGGUACUCAGCCUUUUCUGUACAUAAAAGAAUUCAUUCUGGAGAGAAACCCUACAAAUGUGAAGAAUGUGGAAAAGCCUUUAAGGAAUCCUCAACUCUUUCUGUACAUAAAAGAAUUCAUUCUGGAGAGAAACCUUACAAAUGUGAAGAAUGUGGGAAAGCCUUUAACAAUUCCUCAACCUUUUCUGUACAUAAGAGAAUUCAUUCUGGAGAGAAACCCUACAAAUGUGAAGAAUGUGGAAAAGCCUUUAACCGGUAUUCACAUCUUUCUUUACAUAAAAGAAUUCAUUCUGGGGAGAAACCCUACAAAUGUGAAGAAUGUGGGAAAGCCUUUAACAAUUCCUCAACCUUUUCUGUACAUAAGAGGAUUCAUUCUGGAGAGAAACCCUACAAAUGUGAAGAAUGUGGAAAAGCCUUUAACCGGUACUCACACCUUUCUGUACAUAAAAGAAUUCAUUCUGGAGAGAAGCCCUACAAAUGUGAAGAAUGUGGAAAAGCCUUUAACCGGUACUCAACCCUUUAUGUACAUGAAAGAAUUCAUUCUGGAGAGAAACCCUACGAAUGUGAAGAAUGUGGCAAAGCCUUUAACCAGUACUCACACCUUUCUGUACAUAAAAAAUUUCAUUCUGGAGAGAGAUGUUACAAAUAAGAAUAGUGUGGCAAACCCUUUAACUCAGGGUCAAACCAGCCUGUACAUUAAAAAAAUAAAAAAAGAAAUAGCAUGGAAACUCUAGAAAUAUGAAGAAUAUGGCAGUACCUUACUUGGUGUUCAUAACUUACUAAGCUUAUAAGAAUUUACACUGGAGAGAAAUCCUUCAACUGUGAAUGGUGUGGCAAUAAACUUAACCAUAGCUCAAACUUUACUACACGUAAGAAAAUUUAUAUUGGAGACAAAUCUUACAAAUGAGAAUAAAUGACUAAGGUUUUAACUGAUUCUUGGCCCUUAGUAAAAAUAAAAGAAAUCAUGUAGGAGAAAAAUUAGAAUAUGAAGGUGUGUGCAAGCUUUAUGCCAGUAAUCAUAGUUUUCUGUACACAGUAGAAUUCAUGUUGAACAGAAAGGCUGUGAAUGUGAAGAAUGUGACAAGUGUUUAACUUCUGCUCAAACCAUUUCUCUAUAAGAAAUUUAUGACAGAAAACCCCUUCAACUGUAAAGACAGUGUCGAAUAUUAUAACCAGUAUUCACACAUUUCAGUACAUACCAGAAUUCAUAGAGAUACUCUACAAAUGUGAAGAAUAUGACAAUGUUUUUAAAUACUUCUUAUACUUUUCUAAUCAUAAUUCAUACAGAAGAAAUACUCUAAAAAUGUCAAUGAUGUCUUAAAGUUGUGUUUAUCCUGUUCAGUAGGGCUAAGGAGGGACAGGAGCAGAUGAUUCUAGGGCAUUCCUUGUCCAUAAUAAGUAGGAACAAAGUCACCAGAAGGGGCUGCCAAGAAAGAACCGCAUUUCAGGAAGGCUUUAAGAAACUGAACUGAUGUUUGCUUUACAAAACUGACUCUCAGAGGUAGAGAGGUCCCAUGGUGGAGAUAUGGCGAAGGCCACAAAAAGGGUUCUUUGCAGCAUCCAUACAAGUAAGGUGACAGUAGCCUCAAGGGACACAUUUUCAUAAACAAAGUAAAAUUUACACCACUUUUAUCACAGUUUACAAAUACUAUGACAAUUUCUGGAAAUUGGUUUACCGGGAUAAAAAUGGGAGGACUCUCCGUUGAGGAACUUUUCCCCCUUUCCAGUAAAAAUAGUAAAUAUAUUACUCCCCUCCCCCCACCACUUAAAGUAAAUUUGGAAAAUUAUUAUAAAGGGGAAAAAUCUCACUAACCCAAGGUAUUCUCCACUUGAUAAGGUAGAUGUCUUCCUUCUCUGGACUGUACUGUGCUUUAAUAAAC
This is a messenger RNA of Nycticebus coucang (slow loris), 3810 nucleotides long. Its product is annotated as zinc finger protein 595-like. The record is from RefSeq and is a predicted model, not a curated record. Gene Ontology annotation, biological process: negative regulation of transcription by RNA polymerase II. Bases 132 to 2579 code for a protein of 815 amino acids. Lineage: Eukaryota; Metazoa; Chordata; Mammalia; Primates; Lorisidae. Gene Ontology annotation, molecular function: DNA-binding transcription repressor activity, RNA polymerase II-specific. The transcript has 4 exons.